Messenger RNA from Nelumbo nucifera (sacred lotus), 1415 nucleotides. Its product is annotated as double-stranded RNA-binding protein 4-like. The record is from RefSeq and is a predicted model, not a curated record. Lineage: Eukaryota; Viridiplantae; Streptophyta; Magnoliopsida; Proteales; Nelumbonaceae.
UCAUAAAUUCAUAACCAGGUGCUUGCGACAAACUGUUAGAAUGGCUGUUGCACUCCCAUCUUUUCAGAGGCGAAGAACUGUUCCUCCCUUCUAGCGUCCGAAGUCUGAAUCUGAACAGGAAUGGAUCCUCCGUUUAAGCCUAGUUUUCCAGAAAAUUUGAUGCACAAAAACCGGUUACAUGAAUAUGCACAAAAAUCAGCUAUCCCACUUCCUGUUUAUAGCUGUGUUAAUGAGGGAGCUCCGCAUGCACCAAAGUUCAGGUCUACAGUUUUGAUUGAUGGAGAAACUUAUACAUCAUUUAGGACAUUCUCAAAUCGCAAAGCUGCAGAGCAUGAUGUUGCAAAAGUUGCAUAUGAGCAUAUACAGAAAAAGACUAAAGAAAGUUGUCCUAUAAUUCUUGAGGAAACAAUAGUUUGCAAAUCUGUCCUCAAUGAGUUUGCAGUCAAAAUAAACCUUGAGAAACCAAUAUAUAAAACCACUCAGUCAGAAGGGCAAAACCCAGGAUUUAUCUCUUCUUUGCUUUUCAAUGGUAAAUCAUAUACUGGUUGUGCAGCCAAAAGCAAGAAAGAAGCAGAACAAUUAGCAGCACGCACUGUUAUCCAAUAUUUUCUUGGUAAUCCUGUGUAUGAGACUCUUCUUUCUGGAAUUAUAAAAUCUAAAGUUAGAGUUUUUGGCAUGAUGCAUAAAGUCAAGGAAUCUGGGACUUCUACUAGUGCUUCUAUAGUGCAAUUGCCUACAACUAUAGGACAAUCUCAAGGACACAAUUCGAAUGCUCCAGUUAUAAAUCAACUUCAUCAUGAAUUUAGGAAACCAAAGCAAGAACAAUUAAGUGAAACCAGUGCUGCCUUAACUGGAAAUGUCAAUGAUAGACCACUUGGUAGCAGUGUGGCAGGACCAACUGGUUCUGGGUAUGAGUCUGCCUAUGUGCAGCCUCCUGCAAUAGGCUGCACAUCCCAAAACAUGGCUGAUAAUACUAGUAUUGGUACUAAACGCAAAAAGAGCAAGAAGGGCAAGAAUGCAGGACAAAAGAAAUUAUGCGAAGGCUCACAGAUAGCGGGACUCCCUCAGAAUCAGGCCCAAUCAUGUUCUGUAACCCUAUGAGUAGUGCCAAUAUUCACAAAGAUCAAAGAUGCUCCUUUUUCCUCGCCCUUUUUUGGGUAGUGAGAAGUGGUCUUGUUCUGCCUCAUGCAGGAAAGUUUUGCAAAAUUAGCAAGCUUUGACAAGAGUUGUCAAAUGGUGAAACGGGGUCGAGGUGGUUGUACUAUUGUGUUUUGUUGGACACUUGGAUGUAGAUCACCAGAUAUUUGCCAUCUAUGUUAUUUCCAGUCCAGGCAUUCAUUACCCCUGUUGAGGUUACUAAUGCCAUUUGACAACGUACUGUCAUAUGUAAUUGAACUUGUUUUUUUUUUUAUCAA